AUGGUACUUGAAGCUGUAGUAGUUUGCCUUGAUAACUCAGAGUGGAGUAGAAACGGAGACUUUGCUCCAUCCAGAUGGGACAGUCAAAUCGAUGCUGCUAAUAUUAUUUGCGAAGCCAAGACUUAACAGAAUCCCGAAAACACUCUUGGCAUUAUGGCAUAUGCUGGCAGAAGAGUUGAUAUCAAGCUUACAUAGACUAACGAUAUUGGUCUCUUGCUUAAUGCUAUAAACACAAUUGAAAUUAAUGGGGAGGCAGACUUUUUCACCGCAGUUAAGGUCAGUCAACUUAGUUUGAAGCACAGACAGAACAAGACUUAGCGUCAAAGAAUCAUUCUCUUCGUGGGACAUCCAUUGAAAGAAGAGGAGGAGCAGUUUGAGGAAUUAGGAAUCAGAAUGAAGAGAAACAAUGUUGCACUAGACGUGAUUAACUUUGCUCACCCUGAAAACGUGCCUAAGCUUCAAAGCUUAAUCAGAGCUUGCAACAACAAUGGAAAUUCUCACUUCCUUGACGUUCCCCUAGGAGUUGCAAUGAUUACAGAUGUCUUGAUUGCUUCCCCAAUAAUCAAUUAAGAAGAUGAAAGCGUUCCAAAUAUGGGAGGAGUAGCAAAUGCAGGUGCUGGAGCAGGCUUAGGUAAUGCAGGCCCUUCAAGAUUCUAAGAAUAUGGUGGUGUUGAUCCAAACCUCGAUCCAGAUCUUGCCAUGGCUCUCAGAAUCUCCUUAGAGGAGGAAAGGGCAAGACAAGCUCAACCCUCAGCUGACGUGCCCGUUGUACAAUAGGAGCAAUAACCAGCAGGAGUUGACUAAUAAAUGGCUGAUGUCUAGGAAGAAGAGGAAUAUGAUGAGGAGGAAAUUCUAGCUUAAGCCAAACUUCUAUCAAUGCAAUAAGAGCAAUAAAAUGCUGAGAGUGGAGCCAACUAGCAAUAGCAGUAGUAACAGCAGCAGACACAGUUCAGCGAGUUAAUGAACAAUGACUUCGUGGGCUAGUUAGUCGCUGAUUUGAACUUAGACUUAAAUCAAGAUGAUAUCGAUAACCUCAUUAGUGAAAUAAAUGCACCAAAGAAAGACGAAGAGCAAAAGAAGAAGGAGGAAGAGGAUAAGAAAUGA
Molecule: messenger RNA, 1104 nt
Organism: Stylonychia lemnae
Lineage: Eukaryota; Ciliophora; Spirotrichea; Sporadotrichida; Oxytrichidae
Source: the annotation of a GenBank genome assembly